Microdochium trichocladiopsis is the source of this 1847-nucleotide messenger RNA. RefSeq names its product general substrate transporter. Gene Ontology annotation, cellular component: membrane. Gene Ontology annotation, molecular function: carbohydrate:proton symporter activity. The record is from RefSeq and is a predicted model, not a curated record. Bases 28 to 1638 code for a protein of 536 amino acids. The transcript is spliced from 3 exons. NCBI's taxonomy places the organism in Eukaryota, Fungi, Ascomycota, Sordariomycetes, Xylariales, Microdochiaceae. Gene Ontology annotation, biological process: carbohydrate transport; transmembrane transport.
CUCGACUCUUCAGACACAUCCUUCACAAUGAUUGGCCGUCACCAAAAGUACUGGCGCUCUCUUCCAGGGCCGAAGCUGCUCAAGCUGAUCAUCGCCGUCUCCGCAAUGGCCAUCGCCUAUGAAGGCAUGAGCCAGGGUGUGAUGGGUGCCGUCAACGUGGCACCAGAAUACGGUCAACGCAUGGGCUUUGCCGACGAAAAUGGUCACGUCAUCAAGCCUUCCUUGCAGGGCGGCAUCGUUGCCACAUACUACGCAGGGUCACUCUUCGGAGCCUUCUGGGCCGGUCAUCUCUCGGACAAACAUGGACGCACGUCUCGUAUCAAGGGUCUCUGGAUGGCCAUCUUCUGGUGCAUGCUCGGUGUCAUCCUCCAGUCCUCAGCCGUCAACCUCGCCCACAUGCUUGUCGCUCGUCUCUGCGCCGGUUGUGGUGUCGCCUUCAUCAUAGUCAUCGCCCCCGCUUGGACCGCCGAACUAUCGCCCGCAGCGCACAGAGGUCAGAACAUCGCCCUGACCUUCCUCGCAAACUUCUCUGGCAUCAGCCUGAGCUCGUGGAUCGGGUUUGGAACAUCCUUCAGCGACGCCGCGGGGGGCGCCUUCCGGUGGCGGUUCUGCUUCGCAACGCAGGCCAUCCCUCUCGCGUUCCUCUUCGUCGGCACCCUCCUCAUCCCUGAGUCGCCUAGGUGGCUGAUCAAGGUGGGCCGCCGCGAGGAGGCCCUCGAGAUCAUUGUCAAGAUCCGCGGCAACGAUGACCCAGACCACCCUGACGCCCUGCGCGAGUACCGCGAAAUCAUCACUGUCGUCGAGAUGGAGAAGGAGUCUGAAGACACAAAUUACGUCAGGAUGUUCUUAGGGAUCGGCUCAGGUGAUAUCCACAUCGGCCGCCGCAUCCAACUCGCAUUUUGGCUGCAGGUUCUCAUGCAGUACGGCACGGGUAUCGCCGCUGUCGUCAUCUACUCGGGUACCAUUUUCCGCACCGCGGGUUUCGACGACCUCAAGAGCAACUGGCUUUCGGCUCUGCUCAUGAUGACAGGCAUCCUUGGCACCGCCAUUGCCGCCUUCACCCUCGACCGCGUCGGCCGCAGACGCACCCUCUAUUGGGGCGCCGUCGUGCUCAGCAUUGUGCUUUUCGCCAUCGGCGCCCUGAGCCGCGGUGCCAUCGACCAUCCGGACCGCAAGGAACAAUACGGUACCGCAUCCGCCGCCAUGGUCUUUGUCUACGUGCUCAUCUUCAGCUCCUCGUGGCUCAUGAUCCCCUUCAUCUACCCGACCGAGAUCUUUCCCACUUGGCUGCGGGCUAAGGGCAACGCCUUCGGUGUGGCCGGCUGGGCCAUCGGCUUCGGCGGUGGCUCGUUGCUGGUGCCCAUCAUGUUUGCAGGCAUUGGCGAGAAAACGUUCUACGUCUUUGGUGCGGCCAUGUUCGCGUACAUCCCCAUCAUCUACUGCUUCUUCCCCGAAACAUAUGGCCGCACGCUCGAGGCCAUCGACUUUUUGUUUGCAAGCAAAAGCCCCUUCACCUGGGACGAGGAGGCCGAGUUCGCCAAGCGUAUGGCCGAGCUGGACGCGAGCGUACAGGGGAGCGGUAAGGAGACGGACUCGUGCGAGGAGAAGGCCAGGGCUGUCCUUGUUGAUGAGGUAUGAGACUUGAGCCUCGAGUCGGCAGGUGGACUGGCGUCUCCAGCAAUGUACACUGCUGAAGGAGGGACACUACCCGCACAUUGCAGCCUGAUAUACCUAAUGUGAAGGCUAAGUAAGAAACAGCGUGACGGCCAGUCAAUCGAUUGGAAGCAUCAAACUUGCUCAGAAGUUCCGUAGAACUGGAAUAUAACAAUUGCCCUGGCAGAUUGCCC